Molecule: messenger RNA, 775 nt
Organism: Rhizophagus irregularis DAOM 181602=DAOM 197198
Lineage: Eukaryota; Fungi; Glomeromycota; Glomeromycetes; Glomerales; Glomeraceae
Source: RefSeq, a predicted model, not a curated record
UAAGGGACUUAAAGAAAUACAUCAAAAACAGAUGGUUCAUUGUGAUUUCCAUACAGGAAAUAUAUUAUUUACUGUAUUGCGCAAAAAAACAUAUAUUUCAGAUAUGGGAUUGUGUAGAGAAGUUGGUAAUAUGAAUAAAGCAAAAAUUUAUGGAGUUAUGCCUUAUGUAGCUCCUGAAGUAUUAAGAGGAAACCCUUAUACUCAAGCAUCGGACAUAUAUAGCUUUGGUAUGAUUAUGUAUAUUACAGCAACUGGAAGACAACCUUUUGCUGAUCAAGCACAUGAUAAGGUUUUAGCAUUAAACAUCUGUAAUAAAGCUAGACCUAAAAUACAUGAGCCAGAAGCACCAAAAUGUUAUAUUGACUUAAUGAAAAAGUGUUGGGAUUCAAAUCCAGACGAAAGACCAUGUGCAACUGAAAUAUAUGAUCAAAUAUCUUCUUGGAAUCAAUAUAUAAAUAAUGAUUCAUUUAAACAAGCAGAAGAAUAUCGAAAAGCAAAUCUUCCUUUUUUUAUAGUUGGCCAAGCAACUAAUCAUCCUCGGGCUAUUUAUACAUCUCAAAUACUCAAUUCCUUUACGGAUGACCUAAAAUGUGAUGAUAGUAAUGAUAAUAUUAAUAGCGAAUGUUUAGACUGUGCAAUAUAAAUAAUUUAGAAGUUACUAUAUGAUCAUAUUUGCAACUCGAAUGAAAUAUUUUUUUUUUACAAGUUGCCUUAGUCCCUGACAGGGCAUUCUAAACUGUUCAAUGUGAGACAAUAACUUAAAAUUAGAAACAGG